Molecule: messenger RNA, 1658 nt
Organism: Cuscuta epithymum
Lineage: Eukaryota; Viridiplantae; Streptophyta; Magnoliopsida; Solanales; Convolvulaceae
Source: the annotation of a GenBank genome assembly
CGCGGCCACACACAACUCAUCAUUCAUCGCUUACUUAUUAUAUAUACCCUACCCGACGCCUUUCCAUUCUUAUCGAUCAACCAUUUAACGACUCACCCUUUCUAGCAUAUUAUUCAUUAUAAAUAUUACUCCUUUCUUCUUUUAAGCAAAUCAUUUUAUACUCCCAACCCCAUCAACUCAAAAGCUUAUAAGCUAGCUAAGCUUCUUCUGUUAUAUUCCAAUGGAGUUUCUGGUAGGCAAAUCCAUCCUCAUCACCGGCACAACUGGCUUCCUCGCCAAAGUGCUGGUAGAGAAGAUCCUUCGCGUUCAACCGGACGUAAAAAAGCUCUACCUUCUCAUCAGAGCCAAUGAUUCCGUAUCUGCUAUCAAAAGAUUCAAUACUGAGGUUAUGGAGAGUGAAUUGUUCAGAGUUGUGAAAGAAAAAUAUGGUGACAAGUUUAAUGCCCUUGUGGAGGAGAAGGUGUCACCGGUGGCCGGUGAUAUUUCCUUGAAGGAUUUGGGAAUUGAAAAUGUUGAGCAACUCUCUAGAGAGUUAGAUAUUAUUAUUAACUCCGCUGCAACUACUGUAUUUGAUGAGAGGUAUGAUGUUGCAAUGAGUAUUAAUACAAUGGGUGCAACAAAUGUUCUGAAUUUUGCCAAGAAGUGCCACAAUCUUAAGAUGAUUGUUCACGUAUCUACCGCUUAUGUUUCUGGUGAUAGACCCGGAGUAAUACCAGAAAGACCAUUUUAUCUCGGUGAAACACUUAAUAAUGGGGAUACUUAUUUAGACAUUGAUGAAGAGAAAAAAGUGAUUGAGGAUAAGUUAAUGGAGCUUCAAGCCCAAAACGCAACAGAGAAACAAGUUAAAGUGGCCAUGAAAAUUUUGGGGGUCCAAAGGGCAAAGCUUCAUGGAUGGCCAAACACAUAUUCAUUCACGAAAGCAAUGGGAGAAAUGUUGUUAUUAAAGUUUAAGGAGAACUUAUGUGUCAUUAUGUUACGUCCGACAAUAAUAACAAGCACUUUCAAAGAACCUUUUCCUGGAUGGAUUGAAGGCGCAAGAACCAUGGAUAUCUUUGUAUUGAUGUAUGGCAAGGGAAGAGCAAAUAUCAUGAUGGGUGAUCCGAACUCGAUACUCGAUGCGAUUCCAGGAGAUAUGGUGGUGAACUCAAUACUUGCGGCGGUUGAGCAUCAUGGAAGUAACCUUCAUCAUACAUAUACUGAUGAGCAAUUGGUAUAUCAUGUUGGAUCUUCUUCUACCAAUCCUUUGAGAAUAUCGGACCUUAAGAAUUAUUUAUAUCGUUAUUUUACGGAUCGUCCCUGGUCAACCAAGAGUGGAGAUCUUGUCCAAGUACGUGAGCCUACGUUACUUACCAGUUUGAAUGAGUUACGCAGAUACAUUUCCAUCCGUUAUGUCCCAAUGUUGAAGAUAUUGAAGUUGUUGAACGUGGUACUUUUUCGGUAUUUUGACGAAAAAUGUGCAACCUUUGAGAAAAAUAUUAGUGUGGUGAUGCGAAUUGCCGAGCUCUACAGGCCAUACUUGUUCUUUUAUGGAAGCUUUGAUGACACCAAUACAACAAGAUUGAGAAUGGCUACCACCGAAACGAGCAUGGCUGAUAUCGUAACUUUCGACCCCAGUAAUAUUCAAUGGGAGGACUACUUCAUGAAUACCCACAUUACAG